CUAACCGUGACAAAUGCAAAUACAAAAUGUGCUCCGACGUCUCCAAAGGGAUAAAUCUGACGACUGCCGUUGUGAUUUAUGCAAAUUCCUGCAAACAGACUUUCGUUAUCGCCAGUUCAAACGGAGCUCUGGGUGCUGUUGAGUGGGCGGAUAUCACGUGCGGUGACUACGAGAAUGGGCUCAGAAACCGAGGGAUCUGCCAUGGAAGAUCAGAAGAAAAGUGUCAAUUGUGUUAAUAGUGAUAUCGACGAGAAGUAUGCGGAAAAAUCGGGAGAUGAAGCUAACAAUGGUACAGUGGAAUAUGAAAGUUUCAGCAGUAGUGAGAAGACAAAAAAUGGAGCGGAGUUCCAGAAGAUGUUGCCGGACGAUCUGGAGGAUAUGUUCAAAGAUAUGCCGUUAACCAAGGAUACAACCUGUGGAAUUUGGAUAUUCAAAGGACCGUAUUUGCAAAAAUUCGCCAACAAAAAGGCGUACGUGUUUCUGUACGGCGUCAUCGGUUGCAUAUUUUCCGCCACCUACGCCUAUUUCAACGGCACGAUUACCACGCUGGAGAAGCGAUACAAGAUUCCCAGCAAAAACACUGGCAUCAUUUCCGUCGGUAACGAUAUCAGUUCGCUGUUUCUGUCGGCCAUUCUGAGCUACUACGCCGGCAAGGGUCACCGACCUCGGUGGAUAGCGUUCGGUCUGUUCACGAUCGUCCUGUUUUGCUGGAUGACGGCAUUGCCGCAUUUGUUGUACGGCCCAGGAGAGGCCGCACUGGUUUUGACCACCGAAUUUGGCGCUACGUACGAUGAGAACCAAACCAAGGAGGUUUUCGAGGCUCAGAAGGCGAAAACGCUUUGCCGCAGUAAUGGCACACGGGGGGCUGAGUGUGAGACCGAGGAAGGUAAUUUCGCACCGCAGGCGAUUCUUUUCGUGGCUCAGUUCAUCUCGGGUAUCGGUAGCUCGCUGUACUACACUCUGGGUGUUUCCUAUAUGGAUGACAACAUCAAGAAAUCUAAAACUCCUGCACUGGUUAGUGUUUCCUAUUUCCUGAGAAUGCUUGGACCAGCCAUGGGAUAUACUCUUGCUUCGUAUUGUUUGAAGCUGUACAUUUCGCCGUCGAUGACUCCAACAAUCUCCAAUAAAGAUCCUCGAUGGCUUGGUGCCUGGUGGAUCGGAUGGUUAGUUCUGGGAGUGGUUCUGUGUUUCUUUGCCUUGUUUAUGGGCAUGUUUCCGAAGCAGCUGCCUAGAGCCGCAGUUCGAAAAAGAAUCGCUGUUGAGAAGAAAAAGCUUGGCAUGAAGCUCAGUGAGGUGAAGAAGGAGGAUGAACUGCCAGCGUCGUUUAAAGAUAUGAUCAAAACAUUCAAGCGGUUGCUGAAAAACAAAAUUCUUAUGUUGAACAACCUCGCUUCGGUUUUCUACUUCUUCGGUUACAUGCCGUACUGGAUCUUCACACCGAAGUACAUUGAGACCCAGUACAAACAAUCGGCGUCUACGUCCAGCUUGGUAACUGGUACUGUGGCCCUGGGAUUCUCCGCGAUUGGUGUUCUGCUAUCCGGUAUAGUGAUCUCGAAGUACAAACCUAGGGCCCGCUACAUGGCGGCAUGGAAUGUUAUGGUAGGGCUUAUGUCAGUGAUGGGAAUGGUGAUGUACGCCUUCCUGGGAUGCACUGCGAGCGAAAAUUCUGUGAUCGUCAACCAUCCGUCAGCGACCGAUCUGACGCCAACCUGCAACUCGGCAUGUCAGUGUGACUAUGUCAAAUACUCACCAAUUUGUGGAGAAGAUAGUAACACAUAUAUUUCGGCUUGUCAUGCUGGUUGUAAACAGCAGUAUCAGAUUGGUGAUCUCAAGACAUACGAUGAAUGCGCGUGUAUAUCAGGAGGGAACUUUUCCGCUCACAAUCCUAUGUUCGAAAGGUUAAGGUCACCCGAAAAUAGCACAUACCUUCCGUAUACACACGAGAACUCGCUUCCCGCAAUAGGUGGGAAAGCCAUGGCCGGUCCAUGCCCACUUGAUUGCAAGCGAGAAUUCAUCACCUUCCUGGUGGUAAUGUGUUUCCUGAAGUUUUCCGGCGCAACGGGACGGGCCAGCAACUUCCUGGUGUCGGUGCGGUGCGUCGACGAAAAGGACAAAACCGUCUCGAUGGGCUUCGGAAUGAUGCUGCUUAGUUUGAUGUCCUUCAUACCGAGUCCGAUCUUUUUUGGGCUGGUCCUGGAUAAAACUUGCCUAGUGUGGGGUAAAACGUGUUCGGGUAAAGGCAAUUGCUGGCUGUACGACGGAGAAUCAUUGAGGUAUCUUCUGAACUUCAUAGCGGCAGCGUUCGUUUUUGUGGGGACAGUGUUUGACUGUGGGGUGUGGUACUACGUAAAAGAUUUGAAAAUAUUUGACGAAGAAGUUAAGGAUAAGGAAAUCGACCUGGCAGAAAAGGAGGAGGAAGCCACGACCGAUAGACCAUCGUAGCUUUAUCUUAGUUAUUGUUGAAACUUUUAUCAGCAAAUAAGCUAAUUCCAAAGACCAAACUGUACAUUAACUUAGCCUAUGAUACUAUAUUGAAUUUCUUGUUUUCUAUUAGUGAAUCAUAAACCGUUCUGUUUUAAAUGGAAA
Messenger RNA from Topomyia yanbarensis, 2586 nucleotides. RefSeq names its product solute carrier organic anion transporter family member 74D-like. The transcript is spliced from 8 exons. Gene Ontology annotation, biological process: sodium-independent organic anion transport; transmembrane transport. Gene Ontology annotation, cellular component: membrane. Bases 79 to 2442 code for a protein of 787 amino acids. Gene Ontology annotation, molecular function: protein binding. The record is from RefSeq and is a predicted model, not a curated record. NCBI's taxonomy places the organism in Eukaryota, Metazoa, Arthropoda, Insecta, Diptera, Culicidae.